UUUUUCAGAUUAACUCUAAGUAAUUCAUACUGUACAUUUCUGAAACUGAAGUACACACAGCUUUAAUUCUGUGCAGGGAGGAUGCAGCAGGACAGAAUAUCCUGGGCACAUCUUUCUGCAGAAUCACUUUUACUACAAGAUUUGUAAGAAACAAAUUUAUUUCCAAGGGUGGACAACAUGGAUGUCUUCACCUGCCAGGGUCAAGGACAAGGUCAGUGGGACUAUGCUCCCUUCAUCCAGUUAUGCCCCAGUUACACUGACCUGGUACCCUGGAUAACUGGUGUGAGUAAGCUGGUCCAAUGCUCCCGCCACCUCCAGUAAGCUCUGAUUCUAGAUUCACUCCCUGCUCCAACACUCACUGUGUGUGGAACCUUGGGCAUGCAGCCAGGCCUCCCUGAGACUGUUUUUCUCAACUUGAAAGUGUGAUGGGAACCACACCUACCUCACUGGGCCUCGUGAGGACUCAGUUAGUUAUAUGUAGCUGUCACCAUUGUUCUCAUCAUCUCUCAGGAAGAGCCAGGCACAAGCACUCUCAAAUUUCUUUUCUCCUUUGAAGCUCAUCAUUACCCUGUGAGGCUCAUCAUCCCUACAUUUUUUAGACAAGAAAACAGAGGCCCAAAGAGGGCAGUGACUUGCCCAGGGCCCUACAGAAGAAGCUGGCUCCGUCCCGCACCUGGAGGCCCUAUCCUAGCUGACUUUAACCCACAGCCCAGCACUAUCCCUGACUAGGGUCCCAUCUUGUUUCUCUAUGCUUGCUUAGGUCCUCAGGCAGGCUCAGCUUUGGUGGGAAAGAGACAGGGUGUUUUGGGAGGCCUGGGCGAGUGGCACCUCUAACCAAUCUGCUAGGCCCUCACCUCUCAGUCUCACUGAGCCACUCCAUUAAUUGGAAGCAGACCCAAAAUUACUUCACAGACUGAAGGUGAUAACUGUCUGCAGCCAGCUGGAGCAGCUGCAUCUCCUGGAGGAUUUUGAUCUCCUGCAACUAAAGGGAAAGAAAGGAUGCUGAGACAGGUCCUGCAGCAUACACAUAACUAUAAUUCAGAAAGUGAUACACAUACACACAGGUACUGGGAGAUCCAUAGGGAGGACGGCGGAACAUCCGGAGGCUGGGAAAUGGGAGUGUUGACAUUCAGGGAUGUGGCUGUAGAAUUCUCCCCAGAAGAGUGGGAAUGCCUGGACUCUGCUCAGCAGGAUUUGUAUAGGGAUGUGAUGUUAGAGAACUACGGAAAUCUGGUCUCCUUGGGUCUUGCUAUCUUUAUGCCAGACUUGAUGACCUGUCUGGAGCAAAGAAAAGAGCCCUGGAAAGUGAAGAGACAGAAGACAGUAGCCAAACACCCAGGUAGGUGGGAGUGAAUGAAGCAAAUGACACAAAUGACGGAUCCCAAUGUCAAGGAGGAAGCCAGACCUUUAAACAUGCUUCCAGAAGCUCUGCUCCAGUGGAAAUCAUUUCUGAGAAGCCUUCAUUUCUUUCUCUUGCUUUAAUAUAGGGAUAUUGUUUGUCCCAUUCUUGUGAAUUUUCCAAGCACAGUACUUCCCCUUCAGUAAUGUAUUUUGUUGUUGUUCUUGCUGUUUUUUUUUUUUCUUUAAGUUUACAGUGAUAAUGAAAGUUGUUUUCAUGGCUUAAAAGAAAAUGUGUGAUUUAACUGCUUUUCCAUUGCUUGGGAGAAACAGCAAUAUUUGUAUUUUUGAGAAACUAUAUUAAACCAUUUUUUAAGUUCUCUUUUCAGAUAAUGUCUAAAUAUUUAAGUUUUGGUGAUGUUGCAAUUUGGAUCAGAAAUCCCAGGAACACCACAAAAAGAUGUGUGCUUCCUGCUUUAUAAUUUUCUAUUCUAUGGAGCCUUCAAACGUGACUUUACAGAAAUUUAUACUCAGUAAUUAUAUCAAAACACUAAGCAUCUCCCUAAAUGAAACAAACUCUAAAAUUGUGUUACUUCAAAUGUUAUUCUUUUCAUAUAAACAAAUGUUCAUAAAUGUGGCCAAAUGCCUCAAUUGUAAUAUAGUUCAGUGUAUCUACUUCAUACAUUUAUUAAAUAUACUAUGUCACUGGAGAGAUUGAAACAUUGCUGAGUACAUAUUAAACUCUCAAUUUUAACUUUAUUUUAAAUGACAUCAUUUUGUGAUUUUAUUUAGUAUAAAGCUUACUGUGACUGUGUCAUUCAUAUGUGUAUAUAUAUAAACACGUGUAUAGAUGUAUGUGUAUGACACACAUAUACAAUCUCAGUAACAUUUUUUUCACAAAUAGUUGAAUACCUAUAUAUUGUAUACAGUGUAUUGAUUUUAUAUCUGUAUACAUAAUGAAAUGAUUAAUGCAAUCAAAUUAGUGAACAAACACAUUUAUGACCUUACCUUUUUUGUAGUGAGAACAAUUAAGAUCUCAGCAAAUUUUCAGCAUGCCUGACAGUAUUACUUUCUAUAGUCAUAAAGCUGUACCUUAGGCUACCAUAACUUAUUUGUCUUUUAACUGAACAUUUGUACCAUUUGAACAACAUAUCCCACUUUCCCCACCUCCACGGCCUAGCACUCACCUCUGUACUCUCUUCUUCUAGGAGUCCAACGUUAUUAUAUUCUCCAUAGAAGUGAGAUUAUACUUUCUGUUUCUUUCAUGUUUCACUUAGCAUAAUGUCAUCUAGGUCCAUCCAUGUUGUAGAAAUGGCAGGGUUUUAUUACUUUUUAUGGCUGAAUAAUAUUCUGUUUUGUAUAUAUACCAUGUUUUCUUUGUGCAGUCAGUUUCCACAAACACUUUAGAUUGCUUUUGUAUCUUGACAAUUGUGAAAAAUGCUUCAAUGAACAUGGAGGUGCAGGUAUUUCUUUGAGAUAGUAAAUUUAUUGUAUAUGCAGAUGUAAGAUAGCUAAAUUGUACAGUAGUAUUAUUAAAAAAAAUUUUUAAAGAA
Molecule: messenger RNA, 2891 nt
Organism: Pongo pygmaeus (Bornean orangutan)
Lineage: Eukaryota; Metazoa; Chordata; Mammalia; Primates; Hominidae
Product: zinc finger protein 736-like
Exons: 5
Coding region: 1000-1353 (117 amino acids)
Biological process (GO): regulation of DNA-templated transcription
Source: RefSeq, a predicted model, not a curated record